Alligator mississippiensis (American alligator) is the source of this 549-nucleotide messenger RNA. RefSeq names its product cytochrome c oxidase subunit 6A1, mitochondrial. Gene Ontology annotation, biological process: mitochondrial electron transport, cytochrome c to oxygen. Gene Ontology annotation, cellular component: mitochondrial inner membrane. The record is from RefSeq and is a predicted model, not a curated record. The coding region runs from base 42 to 374 and encodes 110 amino acids. The transcript has 3 exons. NCBI's taxonomy places the organism in Eukaryota, Metazoa, Chordata, Crocodylia, Alligatoridae. Gene Ontology annotation, molecular function: enzyme regulator activity.
GUUCCGGUGCGGCUGCUCUCGGGGCGCUGCGGCCGAGCAAAAUGGCGGCGCUCCCAAGGCUUUCCCGGCUGCUCCUCGCCCGCGCCCCGCUCGGGCGGCGUACGCUGGCGGCGGUGGCGGCAGCGGGUCACGGGGAGGGCAACGUGGCUCGAACAUGGAAGCUCCUGACCUUUUUUGUUGCUUUGCCUGGUGUGGCAGUCUGCAUGUUGAACUGCUACUUAAAGGCGCAGCACAAGCAUGAGAGACCAGAGUUCAUUCCUUAUCCUCACCUCCGUAUCAGGACCAAGCCCUUCCCUUGGGGAGAUGGGAACAAAAGUCUAUUCCACAACCCGCAUGUCAAUCCUCUCCCAACUGGCUAUGAAGAUGAUCACUAAAGAUGUGGACCACAGCAACUUGAGCUACUGAUAUAUUCUGACCAGAACAUUUGUAUGGGACCUUUCAUCUAAACAAUUAUUCUGCAUUCCUGUACUGUAAGGUUAUAAAUGACAUUCUGACCCCUUGUACUGCACCUGUACAAGAGGUCACCUUAAAUAAAUAAUUCCACUUGGA